Messenger RNA from Octopus sinensis (East Asian common octopus), 2274 nucleotides. Its product is annotated as IQ calmodulin-binding motif-containing protein 1. The transcript is spliced from 14 exons. Gene Ontology annotation, cellular component: cilium. NCBI's taxonomy places the organism in Eukaryota, Metazoa, Mollusca, Cephalopoda, Octopoda, Octopodidae. The coding region runs from base 34 to 1824 and encodes 596 amino acids. Gene Ontology annotation, molecular function: calmodulin binding. Gene Ontology annotation, biological process: cilium assembly. The record is from RefSeq and is a predicted model, not a curated record.
CUUAACAACAACAAAUAUUUGAAUUAAGCGUGUAUGAUGGAGACAGCUUGUUCACACUCCGAAUUGGAUUAUCGAAUAAAACAAUGGGAGAAAAAAUUGAGAGAUUUAUCGUUAGAAAUUGUAAAAUCUGGCAAUAAAAAAAUCCCUUGUCUGUUAUUGCAAGUUAAAAGUUAUUUGGAUGAUGAACAACUCCAUACGAAAGAAUAUCCAGCCAUUAAGAAGUUACUAUGGAAAUAUAAAUUCUUCCAGGCAAUCCUUGUAUUUCUAAAACGAGAUUACAGGGUUGAUGGAGGAUGGACAACAGCAGCAAAACUUUCGAAACUUCUCAGUCAAAUAUGCACUGGUGUUGACUUUGCUGACUCAGUGGAAUUCAAGGAUGACUGUCUUCCAACUGCAGACAGAAAUAUGCUUAUGUUGGCAGUGAGAAUACACGAUGAUCUGAUGGAGAGCUCUUUAAAUGCAAGAGAUGUUCUUAUCAAUGACUUCAGGACAGUAUCAGAUGCACUGAUCUAUCUGACAAGUGGUUACGCUUUCUUAGUUAAACCAGUUCUAACGGAUGAAAAUUUGCUGAAGCUGCUGAUGACUGAUGAUGUUGUUAUUGGAACAGAAAUCAUCAAUUUAAUUCGUACCAUAUUGCGCCUAAAUUGGCAUGUACUCAAGCAAUUGGAUAGCAAAAUUAUCCAUACUUUUCUUGAUGAAAUCAUAUACAAACUGUCAGUUUACACAGAACCUAAAAUUCAAAUAGCUUCCUGCAACUGUAUUUUAGAAUUCUGUGAACAUUAUCCUGCUCUUAUAGAUUUGUUGUGCACAAAAUACAAAGGUCUACGCAUAAUUCUCAUGAAGCAGGCUGAAAAAAUCCAUUGCAGAGAACUGAAGCCUCUUCUGGUAUUACUAAAUGCUGGUUCUUCUGAACGAGUCCAAAAGCAGAAACAUCAUCAGGCAGUUGAAAAGAUUCAGAGUGCUUGGAGAGGAUAUAUAACCCGGAAAAAACUGAAGAAAGCAAAUGAAGCAAUAAGCAAGCUUCAAAAAUGUUAUUUAUCACGCAAAGAAACCAGAGAGAAAGAACAAGAGAAUCUACGAGAAUUAUCUCAGAAGAAUGAACAAAUGCAAUCUUUCCAAUUGCUCAAAAUGCGUUCAUUUCGAGAAAAGCAAUUGCAAAAGAUGGAACUAACUCCAGCCUAUCAAAUCCUUAAAUAUCAAGCUGAAGAAAUGGAGAAUGCAGCUAUUUGUAUACAGAAGAAUUGGAGAGGCUAUCGAAUUAGAUGUCAGCAGAGUAAAUUUCAUACUGAAUAUAAACAGCGUAGAGCAGCUAUUAUAAUCCAGAGAGCAGUAAGGAGAUGGCUUAAAAGGACCAAGUCAAAUAUAUCUCUUAUCCCAACCAAAUUGAAACCACAAACACUUACUGAAGAACGAAGAACAGUAGUACAGCAGCAAAUAACUGACUGGAGAGAGAUUCAUUCAAAAAAACUGGGUUCCUUUGAAGAGCAGAAACGUCUUCAUCAGAAAGCUAGUGAGCUUCUGCAGCAGUUCUACAACAGCCUACAAGCAUCCCGGAAACGAUUACUACACAAUAAAGCUUUGCUUGCUAGACUAGAUGUAGAUUCAGAGUCUUUAAUCAAUGCACCAAAACUUGAAUCAGUAACAGAAAAAGAUAUUGACAUUUACUCCAGUCCUUCGCUGCCUAUAUCAACAAAGGCUAAAAUUGCACAUAAAAAGGCACUGAAAAAAAUAGCUGCACCUUGGUGGCAGAAAUUGGAAGAUUCUGAUGAAGAAGAGGAUAUUGCACUAAAUGACACCUCUGACUGUGAAGUACAAAACUUGUAGAAACAAGUUGAAAAGUAAAUGUUUGGUUCCAUAAACAGUUACAUCCUGCUGUCAGUUUCCCAGUUCUUAUAGGAAAGACUAGCUUUGGAUGGUACAUAAGCUAUCAUACUCUAAAUUUCCUAUUCCACAAGAGAGGGAAACGUGCAUAAUCUACUAUAGACCUGAAACAGAAAGCUAAAAUUGAAGACUCGCAAUAUGUCAAGUGAAUUCAAGUCCGAAUGAGGAGCUGUUUCAGACAUUUUGAAAUGACAUUUCAUUAGUUGUCACAUACUCUACCUUGUAGACUUUAUUGUGAAAGACAAUAAAGCGAUACAAAUUUUAUACAUCACAACCUUAAUAUAUUCAUUGCUCAUUUGGACAGACAUUUAAAUAUAUUAAAAAUAUAUUUAAGCACAUAUGAAAGAAAUAACUGUACCAGUGGACUACUGAAAAAUAAAAGGUGAGAAGCAA